This is a messenger RNA of Metopolophium dirhodum (rose-grain aphid), 1631 nucleotides long. RefSeq lists its product as uncharacterized. Lineage: Eukaryota; Metazoa; Arthropoda; Insecta; Hemiptera; Aphididae. The record is from RefSeq and is a predicted model, not a curated record. The transcript has 4 exons. Bases 486 to 1415 code for a protein of 309 amino acids.
CGUCACACACACUCCACCCGGACCGACCAACACCACCCCACCUGGCAGUUCACCACUCCACCCCGGCAGACCGCCACUCCACCCGGCAGACCACCACCACCACUCCACCCGGACCGACCGCCACUCCACCCGGGGGCGACCACCACCACCACUCCACCGUCACACACACUCCACCCGGACCGACCACCACCACCCCACCUGGCAGUUCACCACUCCACCCAGGCAGACCACCACUCCACCCGCCAUACCACACAGCACAACCCUAUCACGCGUUAUCACAAUACAAUUAAUAUGUGUACGUCAGAAAGUAAUUAUUUAAAAAAUAUUCGUGUAUAAUGUUCGGCUGUCCACCCCCCACUACCUCGGCAGACCACCACCGCCAUCAACCUCCCUACCCCGUAUAGCUGUAACCCCGACUGAACCACGCGCAAUCUUCAGUCGCAGUUUUCCUUUCAUAGUGACAAGUUGUAACACAGUGUAUAAAAAUGGCUUCAAGCAGUGAACGGGUAUACAAAUAUAUUGCGCCUGCACCACCGGCCGAACUCAUCGACUGUACCAACUACACAAUCGAUUUUGUAAAUCGCAAGUUUUUACAAGUCGGCAUCGAUCCUACACAUGAGUUCAAUGUCUCUGUACGCAUAAUUACUCCGUCGCGUUUUGUAAACAUUUCCGUGGACUUUUUGAAACGUAUAUAUUCAUUGAUGGGGCAUAUUCUAUCACAUAUACUGGAUACUACAGUAAAAUACAAAAGAUUUAUUUUUCUGGAGAACGAAUUUGUUUUGCUUACGUCUAUGAUAUAUAGAGGGGAGUGUAUGUUGGUGAUAGAAUCAAAAGUUGAACAUGGAUGUAGAAUUUUAUUAAGUCCGAAAGAACUAAUGGCAAUUCAAAACAUGGAGUGGACUAUUUUCGAAACCGUAAGCAGAAAAACGAUGGUCGUACGGCCAAUGAUUCUAUUACAACUUGAUCAGAUAACGGAAUAUUUUAAAAAUGAUUAUAAUAUUGAAAAAGACGCGACAUUCGAAGAAUUUGUAGCAAUAAUCAAAGGAAUUCAAAUUGAAUUAAUAUCUAAACAUGUACCGAAGAACAAAUAUAGUUUUAUAAAUCAGAUAAAACUGCUUGCAACUGACCAACUAGCAAUCGGUUGGAUGGAGAAACUUAAUAAAUCAUUAAAAGGUGUCGAAGAAAAUUACGGUCCGGAAGAUUUCUUCUCGCCUCCGUUUACUCAGAGUUGUAUGUCUCGGCCAAGCAAACAGUCAAAGAAGACGGUGAACGAUGAAUACGAUGGACCCGCCCCCGCCAGAGACGAAACAAAAAAUUUAAAAGAUUUUUUCGAGACAUAUGAUUCAGCGAUGACACCAAUAGAAGCCGACAAUAUAGCAGACGAAAACAGUUGUUUUUCUCAAUAUUUGUUUUGAUAUUAUAUCAUAUAAUUAUGUCAUAUUAUGUCAUUAUAUGUUUUGAUAUACAGUUUGUAUAAUAUUUAAAAAAUAAAAAAAUCUUUUUUCUCUAAAUCAUAUAUGUUUUUACUCCCGCCCAUAAAAGGGGCGGGACCACCUUGAGAUUCACCUAUCUAAAUACACCCACCCCAUUAAUACUAGCGGUAUUAGCGCCCCCGGUAUCACACCACAAGA